Phytophthora infestans T30-4 is the source of this 1067-nucleotide messenger RNA. Its product is annotated as nucleoporin-like protein. The coding region runs from base 30 to 1067 and encodes 345 amino acids. NCBI's taxonomy places the organism in Eukaryota, Oomycota, Peronosporomycetes, Peronosporales, Peronosporaceae. The record is from RefSeq and is a predicted model, not a curated record. Gene Ontology annotation, cellular component: nuclear pore outer ring; Seh1-associated complex. Gene Ontology annotation, molecular function: structural molecule activity; protein binding. Gene Ontology annotation, biological process: positive regulation of TORC1 signaling; cellular response to amino acid starvation. The transcript is spliced from 3 exons.
UUCCUAGAGCUUUUUAAUAACUUAGCAGGAUGAACGCAAUGAAAAUCUUCCGUCGAUUCCCGUCGCAGCACUCGGAUUUCGUGCACGACAUGAGCUUUGACUUCUACGGGAAGCGCUUAGCCACGUGCAGCUCGGACCGCAAGAUCAAAAUCUGGGAGGAGCACGGUCAGGACUGGCGCCUUGAGUACGAGUGGAACGCGCAUCAGGCCAGUGUAUGGAAGGUGGAGUGGGCGCAUCCAGAGUUCGGCCAGAUCCUGGCUUCUUGCUCCUUCGACCGUACAGUGUCUAUUUGGGAGGACCAGGGCUUGUAUCUCAACGUUUCAGCGUCCUCCACGGACCCAGCGGCCACGAAUGGGGGGAGUCCAUCCACCAGUUCCGGCAGUAAGGAAGGAUGGCGCAACCAAGCGCAGCUAGUGGACGCCCGGGACUCGGUACACGACGUUAAAUUCGCCCCCAGGCAUCUGGGACUGCGGCUUGCGACAGCAUCAGAGGACGGCUUUGUGCGUAUGUACGAGGCCAUCGACGUUAUGAACUUAUCGCAUUGGCCGCUGCAGGAGGAGUUCCUAGCUGACAAGGACGGGGCGACGUGUGUGUCGUGGAAUAAGUCGCGAUUCGAUGUCCCAAUGAUCGUCGUAGGCGGCAACAGCGAGGUGGCCAAAGUAUGGGGAUACAACAACUCGUACCGCCGGUGGCAGGUCGUAGCGGAGCUUGUAGGCCACACAGACGCCAUCCACGACGUUUGCUGGGCUCCGAAUAUGGGGCGCACGUCGCACUUAUUGGCAACCGCCAGUAAGGACCGUACCGUGCGUAUUUGGCGUCUAACAAUUCAGGAAGAUGAUCACUUGCAGGCAGAUGUAGAGGAGGUGGCACGCAAACACCAUCACGACUCGGAAGUCUGGCGCGUGGAGUGGAACGUUACUGGUACGAUGCUGGCUUCUUCAGGUGACGAUGGCACUGUGCGUAUGUGGAAGAGCGACUUUGAAGGCAAUUGGGCCUGCGUGAAUACGAUCUCCGGAGACCUUGGCCCUGUAUUGGCUCCACCCCCGAUGGACUUGCAGACAAGUUAA